ACGCAGUGUGAAACAAUUUCCAAAGAACUAAAAACAAACUCAAUAUGAGAUCUAUAUUGGUGCUGGCUCUGUGCCUGGGCGUGGUCUGUGCAGAUUUUGAGAACAGAAGCAAACGGGACGAUUUCCACAGUCGCCACUACACCGCCCAUCAGCAGGCAAUCGAAGCGGCGCGCAGGAAGGCCUACGGCUCGAGUGGCAGCUUGGGAGUAGGAAGCAGUGCGGAUCUGGCAGUAGGCGGCGGCUGCGCCAGCUGCGGCGUGGGUGCCUCGUUGGGCAGCCUGGAGAGCUCCUACGACUCGGUGGGUGCCGUCGAGGGUGCGGAAAGCAGCAGCAGCGGCAGCGGCAGUGGCAGCCUAGGCGCCAGCUUAGGAGGCGCAGCUGGCUUUGGUGCCAACAAUGCGGCCGCUUUUGGUGCACAGAACGCGGCUUCGUUCGGCUCGAACAGCGCCUUCUCCUCGAACUCCGCCUUCCAGACGAGCCACAGCGCCAACUUCAACGCGGCCACCGCUCACAGUGUCGGCAGCAACGUGGAGUUCGCGGAUGCCAACAAUGCCGGCACUGAGGUCAACUUCGGCGGUGUCGGAGCUACCAACUCCGAGUCGCUGCUCUCCGGCAAUCUGCAGGCACCUUUGGCCAUUUCAGCGCCUGUCGCCAGUGGCGGAAAUGUGGAGUACUUGCACCACGAGCGCGUCGUGUCCAGCGCACCGCAGCAGGUGGUCUACACGGUGCCCGGCGGCUCCCAGAAGUACGUGCAGCACGUGGAGCGCGUGGUGGAGCAGAAGCCCGCAGUCCAGUACAUCCAGGUCGCCCAGCCCGCUGGCACCUCCGAGCACUACUACCAGCGCAAGGUGACGACCACCGCCUCGGCGCCACAGAUCGUCCAGCAGCCUUCGGCUAGCUUCACCUACGGCUCAAAGACCGGCUCCAGCUUCGGCACCAACUCCGCCUUCAAGGUCAACCAGAACCUCGGCUUCGGCAGCAACUUCGGCGCCCAGUCGCUCUUGUCCGCCGGCCAGACCUCCGGCUCCAGCUUCGGCGCCGGCAGCUCCCAGCUGCAGCAGCUCAUCAACCAGGCCCACCAGACGGCCAAGCAGCAGGCAGCCAGCGGCAGCUCGAUCAGCAGCGGUGCCGGCCUGGCCAACGCCAAUCAGGUGCAGUACGGCGGCUCCAACGGCUUCAAUUCCAACUUCGGCUUCAACUCGGCGAGCUCCCUGAACUCUGCCAGCUCUUUGAAUGCGGCCAGCUCCCUGAACUCGGCCAGCGCUCUGAAUGCCGGCGCCAGCGGCUCGCUCUUGAGCGGUUCCCUGCUGGGCGGCAGCCAUGGCUCAUUGCUGGGCGGCUCCCUCCUGGGCGGCUCCUCCAGCAACAGCCAGCUGAAUGCCCAAAACAACUUUGGCCUGGGUCUGUCCUCCGGCCUGACUAGCGGCCAGCAAUUGGCCGGCUCUGGAAACUUUGGUGCUGGCGUCGGUGGCAACAGCGGCUUCCAGACCAAGCAGUGGGAGAAGCAGUCCAAGUGGUCAUCCCAAUCCGAGUUUGACUCCAAUGGACAUGUGAAGAACUACAAGGAUCUGGCCACCGGCGAGAGCGAGAACUACAAUGUGAAUGGCAAGCAGUUCGGCUACAAUGCAGCCACCGCCUCCGUCGACGACAAUGGCAAAGUGAGCACCUACAGUGUGCACUCGUAAGAUGUAACUCGCCUCCCUCGCCUCAUCUCUCUAUCUCUCUGCCUCACCAUGAACAGUAGUAUCAAAAA
Drosophila arizonae is the source of this 1753-nucleotide messenger RNA. RefSeq names its product fondue (gene fon). The record is from RefSeq and is a predicted model, not a curated record. NCBI's taxonomy places the organism in Eukaryota, Metazoa, Arthropoda, Insecta, Diptera, Drosophilidae.